Messenger RNA from Mya arenaria, 1605 nucleotides. Its product is annotated as serine/arginine repetitive matrix protein 5-like. Lineage: Eukaryota; Metazoa; Mollusca; Bivalvia; Myida; Myidae. Gene Ontology annotation, biological process: nucleosome assembly. The transcript is spliced from 2 exons. Gene Ontology annotation, molecular function: DNA binding. The record is from RefSeq and is a predicted model, not a curated record. Gene Ontology annotation, cellular component: nucleosome. The coding region runs from base 1 to 1605 and encodes 534 amino acids.
AUGCCAGGCAGCAACGCUAGCAAAUCUCGAUCGCGAUCUCGCUCCCGCUCUAAGUCGAGGAGUAAGUCACCGGGAGCUAAGGCCGCUUCCCCAAAGCGGAAGACUCCUUCUAGGAGCAAGUCUCCCAAGCCUGCAGCAGCUCCCAAGAAGCGCAGCAGGUCCAGGAGCAAGUCGGCGAAGGGUUCUAAGAGGAGGCGCAAGACUUCUGCUAAGCGCGUAAAGAAAGCGAAGAGGGCCGCUUCGAAGAAACGCAGCAAAUCUAAGAAGAGGUCCGCGUCCAAGAAACGCAGCAAGUCCAAGAAGAGGUCCGCUUCCAAGAAACGCAGCAAGUCCAGGAAGAGGUCCGCUUCCAAGAAACGCAAAUCCAGGAAGAGGUCCGCUUCCAAGAAACGCAGCAAGUCCAGGAAGAGGUCCGCUUCCAAGAAACGCAGCAAGUCCAGGAAGAGGUCCGCUUCCAAGAAACGCAGCAAGUCUAUGAAGAAAGGAAGCCACUCUCGCCGGAGGCGAAGCGCUUCUAAGAACAGUAACAACUCCGCAAAGAAGAGGUCUGCCUCCAAGAAGAGGUCCGCGUCCAAGAAACGCAGCAAGUCCAGGAAGAGGUCCGCUUCCAAGAAACGCAGCAAGUCCAAGAAGAGGUCCGCUUCCAAGAAACGCAGCAAGUCCAGGAAGAGGUCGGCUUCCAAGAAACGCAGCAAGUCCAGGAAGAGGUCCGCUUCCAAGAAACGCAGCAAGUCCAAGAAGAGGUCCGCUUCAAAGAAACGCAGGAAGUCCAAGAAGAGGUCCGCUUCCAAGAAACGCAGCAAGUCCAGGAAGAGGUCCGCUUCAAAGAAACGAAGCAAGUCCAGGAAGAGGUCGGCUUCCAAGAAACGAAGCAAGUCCAGGAAGAGGUCCGCUUCCAAGAAACGCAGCAAGUCCAAGAAGAGGUCGGCUUCAAAGAAACGCAGCAAGUCCAGGAAGAGGUCCGCUUCCAAGAAACGCAGCAAGUCCAGGAAGAGGUCCGCUUCCAAGAAACGCAGCAAGUCCAAGAAGAGGUCCGCUUCCAAGAAGCGCCGCAAGUCCAAGAAGAGGUCCGCUUCCAAGAAACGCAGCAAGUCCAGGAAGAGGUCCGCUUCCAAGAAACGUAGCAGGUCCAGGAGAAGGCGUAGCAGGUCCAAGAAGGGUCACAAUUCAACAGGAAAAGUGUUGAAGCUUGUCGCCAGGGCCAUAGCCGCCAACGGAACCAGGAAAGGAGCCUCUAUACAGGCAAUCUGCAAGUACGUCGGUGCGCACAGCAAACUCAGUGGAAACUUCCUGAGGUUUGUCGUCCGUCGUGUUCUGCACACUGCCAUUAAGCAUGGCUCUUUGUCCCAUCCUCACGGGUCCAGCGGUUUUGUUAUAAAGAAAGCACCCGCCAAGAAAGCUGCCAAGAGGGGAGGUCGCAGGAAGAAGGCACCAAAGAAGACCAAAAAGGCCACCAAGAAGACCACCAAAAAGACAAAGAAGGCGAAGAAGGCGAAGAAGUCGAAGAAGGCAAAAAAGUCUGUCCGUCGCACAAAGCGCGCUGCUAGCCACAAGGCCGCUCACAGAGCCUCACCAAAGAGGCGCAGAGGCGGCAAAGCCAAGUAA